UUUGUUUUGGUUUCGUAAAAACAUAUAUUAAAACAAACAACAAAUGGCAUAUGUGGCUUUAAGCGAGGCGGAGAAGACUUUUAUCCUUCAUGGCGUGGAGGAGGACUUUCGAUGCGACGGGCGUUCUCGGAGGGAUUACCGACCUAUGGAGCUGGAGGGGCUGGUGAGCAAUGCUAGUGGCUCUGCCCGCCUCCGCCUGGCCAACACAGACAUCUUGGUGGGUGUAAAAACGGAAAUCGAUGUACCCGAUCCACUGACGCCAGAUUUCGGCAAGCUAGAGUUCUUUGUUGAUUGCUCGGCCAAUGCAACGCCGGAAUUCGAGGGACGUGGAGGCUCGGAUUUGGCCCAGGAGCUGGUGCUGUCCCUUCAAAACGCCUACGAAUCACCACUGGCUUUUGAUUAUCGCACAUUGUGCCUUAUCCCUGGUCAGCAGUGCUGGAAGCUCUAUAUAGACAUAUUGAUUUUGGAAUGCGGUGGCAAUCUUCACGAUGCCGUAUCCCUGGCCGCCAAGGCCGCACUUUUCAACACAAAGCUGCCCCGGGUGACCGCCACACUACUGGACGCCGGCAUCACAGACCUCAUUAUAUCGGAUAAUCCGUACGACUGCACCCGCAUUGGAAUUGACACUGUGCCUCUGUUGGUCACCGUCUGCAAGAUUGGCGACUUCUGCCUCGUGGACCCAUCAGCGGAAGAGGAGUUUGCAGCACCUCGCAUGGUGGUAUCCGUAUCCAUGCGCAAUGGAGCCUUCCUAUCGGGCACCCAUCUGACAGGCGGCGGUGCUAUGCACCGGGACACCAUGCGCAACUGCCUUCAACUGGGCCUGUCCAUUGGCGAGCACCUGGACACUCUGCAGAACAUGCUAAAGCAGGAGCAGGACCGCGUGGGACCCAAGCGGCCCAAGACAGUUGGUUUCCUUAAAUAAAGCUUUUGUUGGUUUAGUGUGAAAAUUUACUAUUUACUCCAACAAAUGACUGUGAGCACCACGCUGCUCUCUUUAGUUU
Molecule: messenger RNA, 1001 nt
Organism: Drosophila serrata
Lineage: Eukaryota; Metazoa; Arthropoda; Insecta; Diptera; Drosophilidae
Gene: Rrp42
Product: exosome complex component Rrp42
Biological process (GO): nuclear mRNA surveillance; U1 snRNA 3'-end processing; TRAMP-dependent tRNA surveillance pathway
Cellular component (GO): cytoplasmic exosome (RNase complex); nuclear exosome (RNase complex)
Molecular function (GO): mRNA 3'-UTR AU-rich region binding
Source: RefSeq, a predicted model, not a curated record